CUUCAAGUUCACAAAUCUUACUUUGCCCUCUGGUUCCCUCCCAUCUCCUCCAUUCUUUCUUCAUUCUUCAAAACCUCCAUGUUAUACCUCCACCACUAAUAGUUAUACCUCCACCACUAUUUAACUGCUUUUAGAGGCCGUUUUCUAGCCAUCCCCGGACUCCGCAACGUGAACUUCUGUCACUUACCAUACCAUUGGUGUUGUUGCUGAAGUGUCUAAAUCAUAAGUAGUAAUUUAUUUAAUAAGUCUAAUUUUAUGAUUGACUUUUAAGUGUGCGUGCACAAACUUGUUUGCUUUAGAGUUGAAGAUAGUAUGCAGUAGUUCUAUUUGAUAUAAUUGUCAAAAGUAAACUGAUCUAUCAUAGACAAGUUUAAUACUAUCCCGGUUUAACAUGAGAUGAAAAUAGAAUAAGAGAUUGAUAUAGGAAGAAGAUAUAACACAGCAAAAUUAGUGGUUUUCUCUUGUGUAAAUGCGUUUUACUUGUGCUACCAUAAUACAAUUAACUUCAAGGAGGUGGUAUAAUAUCAUACAGAAAAGAUGCAGAGGAUGUCCCAGAAAAAAUUAGAGGAGUAAAUUAUCAAAAUACUUGCUGAAUCAUUUUUCUUAUAUUGUGCUAUAGAGAAGUACCUAUUGACCUUUGUGUUUUACCAUAUUUAUUGGUUAUUGACGUUGCAAUUUUUUGUUAUUACUGUUGAUUGAUUGAGUAGACUUAGAAAUUGGAAAGCGUGCGGCGACCACUGGAAUCUGAAUAAGCUAGAGCCGCGAGUUCCCGCCAUGUGCGAGAAACAUUUCCCGCUAAUUUCCGCUACCUUUUAAUAUUACCGUUUGAUUCCAUUUCUCUCACUCACUCACUCACUCUUUUCUUUGAACACAUAACACACAGGCAACAAUGUCUUCCUCCCGUCGCAAUAUCAAUGGCCGAUCACCCCUCGUCAAUCCACAGCGUCAAAUCACCGCCUUCUUCACCAAAACCCCUUCCCCUUCCCCUUCCCCUAUUCCUUCUCCUACUCUCUCCAAAUCCAACCCCAAAAUAAAACCUAACCCUAACCCUACUCCUUCCCUUACUACACCUUCCCCUCUCAAUCCCAAACAACACAAACCCAAACCCCUUCUCAUAAUCGGCGCUUCUCCUACACCGCCACAACCUUCUCCUUCUCCUUCUCCCUUCGCUGAUCAAGUCAUUGGCAAAAGGAUCAAAGUUUAUUGGCCUAUUGACGAUGCUUGGUACGAAGGUUUCGUCAAAUCAUUUGAUAAGCUUACCUCCAAGCAUCGUAUUCACUACGACGAUGACGAAGAGGAAUCCAUCGACCUUUCCAAGGAGAAAUUCGAAUGGAUUCAGGAACGUUCUUCGAAGAAGCUUAAACGGCUUCGUCGCGGUUCUUCCCCUAUCAGAAAAAUGGUGAUUGAGGAGAAUGUUGUAGAAGAUAGUCCUAAAGAGGAAAAAGAAGAACAUGAUGAUGAUGAUGAUAAUGAUAAUGAUAAUGAUAAUGAUAAUGAUGAUUCAGAUGAUGAAGAUUGGGGGAAGAAUGCUGUAUUGGAGGAUGUUGGUGAUGAUGAUGAUGAAGAAGAAAUGGAGCUGGAGGAUGAAAAUGAUGUUGCUGCAGAGAGUGUUAAAGGAAAGACUAAUGGCAAGGUUGAACCCAAAAAGCGGAAACUAGGUGAAGCGGCGAAAUCAGAGCCUGCAAAAAAGAGCAGAAGUGGAACUGAAGUUAAUAGGGUAGCUGUUAAGCUCUCACCAUUGGAGCAUGUGAAUAAUUUGGAGGUUAAAAAGACAUCUGAUGGUGCUGACAAUGUUCCAACUGGUGAUGCCUCUGAAAGAUUUGCGUCCCGCGAAGCUCAGAAGUUUCGCUUUCUGAGAGAAGAUCGCAAGGAUGCCAACCGAAGACAUCCAGGAGAUGAAAAUUAUGAUUCAAGAACUCUCUACGUGCCUCCAGAUUUCUUGAGGAGUUUGACCGAAGGCCAGAGACAAUGGUGGGACUUCAAGUCAAAACACAUGGACAAAGUUUUGUUUUUCAAGAUGGGUAAAUUUUAUGAGCUUUUUGAAAUGGAUGCACACGUAGGAGCAAAAGAGCUUACCUUGCAGUAUAUGAAGGGAGAGCAACCUCAUUGUGGAUUUCCAGAGAGGAAUUUCUCAACUAAUGUGGAGAAACUAGCUAGGAAGGGUUAUCGAGUUCUUGUUGUAGAGCAGACUGAAACACCUGAACAGCUGGAGCUUCGUCGCAAGGAGAAGGGCUCUAAAGAUAAGGUUGUGAGACGGGAAAUAUGUGCCGUGGUGUCAAAAGGCACAUUAACGGAUGGGGAGUUCAUGUCAGCAAAUCCCGAAGCUGCAUAUUUAAUGGCACUGACUGAGCACCAUGGGAACCAUCCAAAUGAAAUGUCAGAGCGCACCUACGGUGUUUGUGUGGUUGAUGUUACCACAAGCAGAGUCAUUAUUGGGCAGUUCAACGACGACUCGGAGUGCAGUCACUUAUGCUGUAUCUUGUCUGAGAUCAGACCGGUUGAAAUUGUAAAACCUGCUAAAAUACUCAGUGCUGAAACAGAAAGGGUACUGCUGAAACACACCAGAAACCCUCUAGUGAAUGAAUUAAUUCCAAUUGUGGAAUUCUGGGAUGCUGACAAAACUGUAGAUCAAUUAAAGAGAAUUUAUGGGCACAAUAAUGAUGUUAGUGAUCAAGAUGGUGGAUUAGACUGUCUGCCAGAUGUUUUACUGGAGCUCGUGAAAACAGGUCAUAAUAGCAGAAGUGCACUUUCAGCCCUUGGCGGUGCUCUCUAUUAUUUGAAACAGGCUUUCCUAGAUGAGCAGUUGCUUAGAUUUGCACAGUUUGAGUUGCUUCCAUGCUCUGUUUUCAGUGGUUUUGCUUCAAAACCAUACAUGGUUCUUGAUGCAGCAGCCUUGGAGAAUCUUGAGAUUUUUGAGAAUAGCAGAAAUGGAGAGUCUUCAGGCACGCUCUAUGCUCAAUUAAACCAAUGUGUUACGGCAUUUGGGAAGAGACUGCUAAAGUCAUGGCUUGCAAGACCAUUAUGUCAUGUGGAAUCAAUUAAGGAACGCCAGGAAGCUGUUGCAGGUUUAAAGGGAGUUAAUCUACCUCACGCACUAGAAUUUCGAAAGGAAUUAUCAAAGCUACCUGACAUGGAGCGGUUGCUCGCACGGGUGUUCUCUACUAGUGAUGCUAGUGGAAGAAAUGCUAAUAAAGUGGUUCUGUAUGAGGAUGCAUCAAAGAAACAGCUGCAAGAGUUUAUUUCAGCUCUGCGUGGUCUUGAAGUAAUGGCACAAGCUUGCUUGUCACUUAGUGUCAUUUUGAAUGAUGUCAAAUCUAGACAACUUAGUCAUCUUUUAACACCUGGUAAAGGUCUUCCUGAUGUUUGCAUGGAUCUGAAUCAUUUCAAGGAUGCCUUUGAUUGGGUGGAAGCCAAUAACUCCGGCCGAAUAAUACCUCAUGAAGGAGCUGACAUAGAGUAUGAUUCAGCUUGUAAGGCAGUUAAAGAGAUUGAGUCCAGUUUAUUAAAGCAUCUCAAGGAACAGAGGAAAUUACUUGGAGGCACAUCAAUCUCUUAUGUCAAUAUUGGAAAGGACACAUACCUAUUGGAAGUUCCGGAAAACUUGUGUCAGAAUAUUCCUCGGGAUUAUGAGUUGCGUUCAUCCAAAAAAGGAUUCUCAAGGUAUUGGACUCCAGAUAUUAAAUCGCUUUUGAGAGAGCUCUCGGGAGCUGAAUCUGAAAGGGAGUCCUUAUUGAAAAGUACAUUGCAGAGAUUGAUUGGGCGUUUUUGUGAACAUCACACCCAGUGGAAGCAGCUGGUGUCUGCAACUGCUGAACUGGAUGUUUUGAUCAAUUUAGCUAUUGCCAGUGAUUACUAUGAAGGACCAAAAUGCAGACCGAGUUUUGUUGGCACCUUAUGUACAAAUGAAGCUCCAUACCUCUAUGCUAAAAGCCUGGGACACCCAGUUAUUAGGAGUGAUUCCUUAGGAAAGGGUGCAUUUGUACCUAAUGACAUAACAAUUGGUGGUCCAGAUCACGCCUCCUUUAUUCUUCUUACAGGUCCUAACAUGGGUGGGAAGUCAACCCUUCUUCGCCAAGUUUGCAUGGCUGUGAUUUUGGCCCAGGUAGGGGCAGAUGUCCCCGCAGAAAGUUUUGAGUUGUCUCCUGUGGACCGAAUUUUUGUUCGGAUGGGCGCCCGAGAUAAUAUCAUGGCUGGCCAAAGUACAUUUUUAACUGAGCUUUCAGAAACUGCAACAAUGCUGUCAUCGGCAACUCGUAAUUCGUUGGUGGCUCUGGAUGAGCUUGGGCGAGGGACCUCAACAUCUGAUGGACAAGCCAUUGCGGAAUCAGUAUUAGAACAUCUUGUACGUAGGGUGCAGUGUCGUGGAUUGUUUUCUACACAUUAUCAUCGAUUGGCUAUAGAUUAUCUCAAAGAUCCCAAGGUCUGUCUCUGUCACAUGGCAUGCCAAGUUGGUAGUGGAAUUGAAGGUUUGGAUGAAGUCACCUUUCUUUACAGGCUGACCCUUGGUGCUUGCCCCAAGAGCUAUGGUGUUAAUGUUGCUCGAUUAGCUGGACUACCGACCUCUGUGCUUCAGAAGGCUGCUGCCAAGUCUAGAGAAUUUGAGGCCUCUUAUGGUAAAUGCAGAAAAGGAUCUUCUGAAACAAAUUCUUUGAAUCAAAGUUGGGUUGAUGAGAUAAUAGUUAUCAUACAAAAAUUGAACAAUACUGCUACAAAUUUGAGUUGCCAGGAAACUGUUUGUGAUCCUUCCCUAAGAAAACUUCAGCGUAAGGCGAGAAAACUGCUACAACGAUGCUAAAACUAUUUCAAGACAUUAUUAUUGGAAAUCAAGAAAUAGGUAAAAUAAAUGUUAUACGGCCAUAAUUUUUGUUGAUGGUAAUCUUGAAAAUAGUACAUCAGGAUUUUGUAUAUGUUAGUUAUCAAGCAGAUCUCUUUUGUAUGUUGUAGUCUUGUAAAUAGUUGCAGUGAAAGUGGUAAUAGAGAGAUUGAAUACUACAUACGGUUGGGGAAGUUUUGAAAAUGUACUUUUAUCAGGAUUUCAUUGUGUAUAUUUUUGAAGGAAAAUUUUGGAAUUGAACAAGCAUCAUCAUGAGUAUCAUACACACUGAAGUAAAAAACCUAUUAGUGUAUUAAA
Molecule: messenger RNA, 5131 nt
Organism: Cicer arietinum (chickpea)
Lineage: Eukaryota; Viridiplantae; Streptophyta; Magnoliopsida; Fabales; Fabaceae
Product: DNA mismatch repair protein MSH6
Biological process (GO): mismatch repair
Cellular component (GO): nucleus
Molecular function (GO): ATP-dependent DNA damage sensor activity; mismatched DNA binding; ATP binding
Source: RefSeq, a predicted model, not a curated record